AUGCUCGAAAAGCUUCCGCCAGAGAUUCUCAGCCGUGUUCUCGAGAUCGCGAUAGAAACAUGGGGCAUUGGAUUUCUUCCGCCUAUCUGCCUCGUCUCCUCGACUUGCUAUCAUGUCGUCAACUCUUCGCCAAGCCUAUGGGGAAUUCUGAACAUCGGAAAACGUUCGUCUAUGUCGGUUCUUUCCACUCAGCUCGUCAAAGCGAAAGAAAGCGAGUUGCGCAUCUAUGUCGCAAGUAGGGGAUGGCAGAAUCGAGGCGCGGACAAGCAUAUGAAGAGGUUCGCGGCUAGACUAGCGGAGCUGUCCAGGAAUUGGGUGGAGAUUUCUUGCCCCUCUUCGCUGCUGGCUGUCACCAAGUGGUCGAACAUGGCACGCCUGAGGACCUUGACCCUUUCCUAUAAUCGUGGCGAAGGGGCACGGGAAUUCUUUGGCGCGGAUACCCCCAGAAACUCUAUCCUUAGCUCUUUCACAGCCGUUAAUCUGCCUCAGGACUGGGUCCAGGGUUUUUUGGGCCCUAGUAUAUCUUACUUCGCCUGGGGUCGGUUCCAGGCAGAGAGCCCUAUGCUUGUGCAGAGAUACCUGGCCCUCAUCCCCAACGUGCACACUCUCGGCAUAUCGGACGGGUCUCUUCAAGAAGUCCAUGAUGAUAUGCCAGUCAACUCGCUGGAUAAUCUGCACCAUCUUGAAAUCGCGCACGUCAAGCACUUUUCGCCCAUCUUACUUUACACCAGAGCCCCAUCACUUCGGGUGUUGGCAAUUCGUCAAAGCGUUGGGCAGAUGAGCCUCGUUUUUUCGCAUUGGAGCCAGCCUAGGUUUCUGCCCUCUCACCUCCAAAAUCUGGAACUUUUCAAUUGCUUCGAGCGCCGGGACACGCCUUUUCUGAUUCAGUGGCUGGCUCGUCUUCCCAAACUACUCCGUCUCGCUAUUUCAAACGAAGACGCGGAUUUUUCGGCCAAUCCAGCCGCCCGAACUUCACACAACGACCUGGUCACAGCGAUGGUCGAUCCCAACGGCGCUGGAGACGGAUGGCUGUGUCCCUCUCUCAUUCAUCUGUGUCUGGACUACAGCCUUCGCGUUGCCGAUCUCCUGCCGAUGGGUCUCGGAAAGGGCGGAGCCAAGCGUCACCGUAAGAUUCUUCGUGACAACAUCCAGGGUAUCACGAAGCCCGCUAUCCGUCGUCUCGCUCGUCGUGGAGGUGUGAAGCGUAUUUCCGGUCUCAUCUACGAAGAAACGCGCGGUGUCUUGAAGAUCUUCCUUGAGAACGUCAUCCGGGACUCGGUCACGUACACCGAGCACGCCAAACGCAAAACCGUCACCGCUCUUGACGUCGUAUACGCUUUGAAGCGUUCCGGUCGCACCCUGUACGGUUUCGGCGCGUAAACGAGCUGAACAUUUUCUACUCACCACCUGUCUUGUCCUACCCACACUACUGUAUUCUUUAUCAACCACCGUCUUGUACCUUUCUAUGUAUGAGGAGGCUGCAUGCCCUAUGAUAAUACGCUCAGGCGGUCGUUCCCUUCCAG
Molecule: messenger RNA, 1523 nt
Organism: Mycena citricolor
Lineage: Eukaryota; Fungi; Basidiomycota; Agaricomycetes; Agaricales; Mycenaceae
Source: the annotation of a GenBank genome assembly